This is a messenger RNA of Paramuricea clavata, 649 nucleotides long. The record is from the annotation of a GenBank genome assembly. NCBI's taxonomy places the organism in Eukaryota, Metazoa, Cnidaria, Anthozoa, Malacalcyonacea, Plexauridae.
AAGAGCUCAGUCGUGGUCGAUACUGAAGUCGAGACAACAGCGAAUGUUGGACGUCUUACGAUAGAAGAAUUGAAGAAGGCUCAAGAUGACAUCCUUCGACGUGUGCAACUAACUGCGUUCCCAGAAGAAUUGAAGAUACUCACGGUUGCUGAACGUGCUAAGAAACCGGAUAAAGUAUUCCUCCGGAAGACAGGAAUGUCACUUCGACAGUUGAAUCCACAAUUAGAAUACGGAUUGUUAAGAGUUGGCGGUAGACUCGUUAACGCGCCAAUCGAUGGUGAUUUAAAGCAUCCGAUUAUUUUGCCCUUCAAACAUCCAGUUACAGAAAUGGUAAUUCGCCAGAACCAAUGAUAAGAGAAUAUUUACCAAGCUUACUGGAAAGAAAGAAGUGGAAUGUUCCAAGAAGAAACUUAAAGAUAGGAGAUUUGGUGCUCAUAGCGGAUGAAAACUACUCAAGAGGACAAUGGCCAUUGGCACUGGUGACGGAUGUUAUGCCGAGUAAAGACGGUUAUGUACGCACAGUGAAAGUAAAAACCAGUUCGAUAGUAUCAACCCGAGCGAAACACCGAAGAAGGGGAGAGAACAAGAUCAAUACAACGAUACUAACACGUCCUGCGGCGAAGUUGUGUUUGCUUGAAAUGGACGGAGA